AUGGAGGCGAUUCCCUCCACCUCAGGAGCAUCAGUACAUGAUAACCCAGAUCAAUCCCGCGGAGGUCAAGGUAGAAGACCGCGGCGUGGCAGAGGGCAGAGAGGGCAGGCUCGAGGUGGCGAGACUUCUUCGCUGAGCUUUCGCCCGGCCAGUGUUGCACCAGAACCUGUAGGCGAGACGACCCCAAAUCACACUGAUGGCCAAUCUCGACAGCGAGGACGCGGUGGGCGGGGUAGAGGAUCUUCACGGGGCAGAGCAGCGAGGCAAACGGAGAACCGGACAGUCAAUGGUCGAACAUUUGGCGGCCAGCUCACACGAGAAGAAACGAAUUCUUCGGAAUCAGCCUCAAAUCAACCCGGGCUGCAAGGCAAUGCUCCCGUAUUCGUGCCAGGCCAGCAGCACGUUCAGAAUGUCACGCAGACACAGCCAAAGGCCACAAAGCAGCCACGACUACCGAAACGACGCAUGUCGAAAUCGCAGGCUCCGGAUAUCGCCACUCGCACUCAUGAGGACAUCGAUAACGGCCAUUACGAAUGUGCUAUCUGCACAAACGAAGUCCGCCGUAACUCGAAAGUUUGGUCUUGCCACACAUGCUGGACUGUUUUCCACCUCACCUGCAUCAAGAAGUGGUCUUCAAAUGCUGGGGCAUCUAUGAAUCAGCAGACUCCACAGGAUGGAGAGACGCCUGCUAUGAGACAGUGGCGGUGUCCUGGUUGUAAUCUACCUAAAGAUGCCCUACCAUCUUCCUACACCUGCUGGUGCGAGAAGGAGACCGAGCCUCGCUCACUCGCUGGACUGCCUCCUCAUUCUUGCGGUCAGACUUGCAGCAAAGAGAGGGCUAGAAAGUGCCCACACCCAUGCCAGCUGACAUGCCAUGCUGGACCUUGCCCGCCCUGCACACACAUGGGACCUAGUCAAUCCUGCUAUUGCGGCAGACACACGACUACCAAGAGAUGCUCUGAAACGGACUACACUUCUGGAUUCAGCUGCGGUGAGAUCUGCGGUGCAGAGAUGCCUUGCGGCGAGCAUUAUUGCGCUCGCCCUUGCCAUGACGGUCCUUGCGGGGCUUGCGACGUGCGGAUACCGGCCCGGUGCUAUUGCGGAGGCGUAGAGAAAGACGUUCUUUGCAGCGAUCGAGGCCAACCAAAAGAGAGUCGAAAGACUCACAAAACGGACGAUGGCGAGCAUGUUGCAGAAGAUUGGAUGGGUGUCUUCGAUUGUAGCAAUCUCUGCGACCGUGCCUUUGACUGCGGAGUUCACCACUGCGAGAACGCAUGCCACCCACAAGACGCCCAGCCAGCGCAUUGCCCUCGCUCGGCUGAUGUUGUCACGCACUGCACUUGUGGCAAAACUUCACUCACCGAUCUAUCUGGAGAGCAUCGCCUUACUUGCGAAGACCCCAUUCCAAGCUGCGACAAGCCUUGCGAUAAAGUCCUUCCUUGUGGUCAUUCAUGCCCGGCAGUGUGCCAUUCAGGAGACUGCCCUGCAUGCCUGCAAACUGUUACCAUCACCUGCCGCUGCGGUCGAACCUCGCACAAGACCAUCUGUCACCAGGGCAAAGAUGAGCCGCCACAGUGCAUGCGCAUUUGCAGGACGAAUCUCAACUGUGCACGACAUAUGUGUGAGGAGCGUUGUUGCGAAGGCGAACGCAAAGCUGUCGAAAGGCAGUCGAGCAAGAAGAAACGCCGGCCAUUGAACUCUGCUCCACGAGCUACCGAAGACAACUUCGAGCCCGAGCACAUCUGCACGAGAGAAUGUGGACGAUUGCUGACAUGCGGUAACCACAACUGUACGGAACUGUGCCACAGAGGACCGUGUGGUACCUGCCGAGAGGCCAUCUUCGAAGAGAUCAGCUGCCACUGCGGCCGAACCAUAUUGCAACCUCCAUUGCCUUGUGGAACUUCACCACCGCCAUGCCGUCUUCCCUGCGAUCGACCGAAACCCUGUGGACACCCACAAACUUCACAUACCUGCCACCUCGACGACGACAACUGUCCAAGAUGCCCGUUCUUGGUCGAGAAGCGCUGCAUGUGCGGCAAGAAGACGUUGAAGAACCAACAAUGCUGGCUACGUGAUGUUGGUUGCGGGGAGGUUUGCGAGAAGAAGCUUUCGUGCGGGUUUCAUUACUGCCGCAAACCUUGCCACCGAAAUGGAGACUGCGAAGACGCCAACGGCCGCCAAUGCCAGCAGCCUUGUGGCAAAGAAAAGAAAGCGUGUGGCCAUCCUGAUGAGCAGCUCUGCCACGCACCUUUCCCCUGCAAAGAAGAAAAGCCAUGCCAAAACAUCAUGUUCAUCACUUGCGAGUGCCAAGCCCAGAAGCAAGAAGUCAAGUGCGGUGCAUCGAAGAACGGCGACGGAAACCUCAACAAGUCACUGCCCUGCAACGAAGAGUGCGCCCGUCUGGAGCGUAACCGCAAAUUGGCAUUGGCAUUGAACAUUGAUCAAACAAACCAUGUUGAAGGCGGGGACCAUAUUCCUUACUCUGCUGAAACCCUCAACCUGUUCUCCCAGCACAUGAAGUGGGCUCAGAAUCAAGAGCGGGAGUUCAGAGUGUUCGCCACGUCCGACGACGAGAAGCGUUUGAGGUUCAAGCCUAUGCAAGCUCAGCAGCGAGCGUUCAUUCACUCUUUGGCUGAAGACUUUGGACUGGAUUCUGACAGUGUUGACCCUGAACCUCAUCGACAUGUCAUGAUCUGGAAGACGCCUCGAUUUGUCAGUGCUCCAAACAAGACUUUAGCAGAUGCGUACAGGAUCAGACAACAGGCCCGGCUAUCAGCCAAUGCUAGCGCAAAUGUUUCAGAUACUGAAGGCGCCAAUCCCGUCAAAGCGAAGCCGAAGGUCUUCGAGCCCUUCAACAGCUUUCGCAUUACGAAACCUCGAUUCGGGCUCACGAUUGAUGAAGUCCGAUCAGAAGUGGAUAAUGUGCUACAUCCCAGCACACCCUUCACCCUUGACAUUGAAUUCCUUCCAAGCGAGGAUAUCAUUCUGAAGGCUGUAAGCCGUACACUUCCGCCGCCAGAUCUUGAACGUAUGCUUCAGAACCUCAAGAUGCCGCUGGCUACUGCCAUCGCCACCAAAGGCUAUGGUUCGACUCAGCUCUGCACGACCGACAGUUCGCUCAACAUCGCUCGCUACGAAUCUGAUGGAACUACCGGAGACGGAUGGUCCAAGGUUGCUGCGAAGAAGAAUGCGCCGAAGAUCUCGGUUCAGAACAGUGUCGGCUCGACAAACACAUUCGCCGCACUCACAUCAGGCAAGGUCACAUUUGCCAAGAAGCCGAAGGCUAAACCGAAACCUGAGGUUGUAGCGGAUGACUGGGAGGCCGCAGAGUUGGCAGAGGAAGAGAAGGAGAGGGGUGCCAGUGCUAGUGAGGACGACGGCGGUGUGCACACCGGUGCAGUGACCACUGACGACGAAAUGCCGUCUUCGAGGGAGGAUUUGGGCAACAACGAAGAGACAUCAGAGAGGAGAGACUGGGCAGCAGAGGUUGACCAGUCGAUUCCUAUCUCGUGA
Molecule: messenger RNA, 3513 nt
Organism: Zasmidium cellare ATCC 36951
Lineage: Eukaryota; Fungi; Ascomycota; Dothideomycetes; Mycosphaerellales; Mycosphaerellaceae
Exons: 1
Coding region: 1-3513 (1170 amino acids)
Biological process (GO): negative regulation of transcription by RNA polymerase II
Cellular component (GO): nucleus
Molecular function (GO): RNA polymerase II transcription regulatory region sequence-specific DNA binding; zinc ion binding; DNA-binding transcription factor activity, RNA polymerase II-specific
Source: RefSeq, a predicted model, not a curated record